AUGAAAAAUUCAAUGUUUAGUGUUGCUGAAAUUGCAUUGUUUUCAUUUGGUUGUUUAGUUGUGUUUCUAGUUGCCAAACUUACAAUAGCACUAUGGUGGAAGCCUCUGCAAAUAGCCAAGCACUUUCAAUCUCAAGGCAUUAAUGGCCCUCCUUACAAGCUACUCUUUGGAAAUUCUCUUGAAGUAAACAAGUUAAUUUACGAGGUCACAUCCAAACCUAUGAAACUCUCCCAUGACAUUGCAGCAAGAGUGCAGCCUUACUACCAUUACUGGUCCAAAAUAUAUGGGUCCAUUUUCCUAAUCUGGCUGGGGCCCGUACCAACACUAGUAAUUGGUACAUCUGAAUUGGUGAAGGAGGCGCUAGCUGAUAAGAAAGGGUAUUAUGGAAAACCAAGAUGGGAUCCUUUCAUGAAAGAGCUGCUUGGAGAAGGCCUGAUUGUGCUCAAUGGGGAUAAAUGGGCGCACCACCGGCGGAUUAUAAAUCCUUCUUUUCAUACUGAUAAGCUCAAGGAUAUGGCUUCUUCCAUGGUGGAGAGCACUGUCAAUAUGCUAGAAAAAUGGGAGAAAGUUACAAAAACUGGUGAGAAAGAAGUGGAUGUGGCUGUGGAAUUAAAGGCUUUAACUGCAGACGUUAUUGCUCGCACAGCGUUUGGUAGCAGCUAUCUCCAAGGAAAGCAUAUUUUCGACUUGCUGGCUCAGCAAGUAUCCUUGGCCUGCCAAGAUUAUGCAAAAUUAAUGGUUCCUUUCUAUAGAUUUGUGCCCUUCAAAAGAAACAGAGAGCGUUGGAGACUCAUCAAAGAAAUUAAGAGUGCUCUCAAAGAGCUUAUUGCAGAGCGAGAAAAAGCUGGUGCAAACACCACCCAAGGCUAUGGCAAUGAUCUGCUUGGCACCAUGAUGAACACAAUCCAAGAGAUGAGAAGCUCUGAAAGCAAUCAGGGUCUCACAAUAGAGGAAAUCAUAGCUGAAUGCAAAACAUUUUUCAUCGCUGGUCAAGAGACUACAAGUAAUCACUUAGCAUUUGCCAUUAUUCUCUUGGCCAUGCAUCCAGACUGGCAAGAGAAAGCACGCUCAGAAAUACAACAAGUCUGUGGAAAUAGCCAUCCAAAAUUUGAGACAGUAAACAAACUAAAAACUUUAGGAAUGAUUCUGAACGAGGCGAUCAGGCUCUACUUACCAGCUGUUGGGCUGAUUAGAGAAGCCCAUAAGGAUACAAAACUAGGAGGAAUUUCAAUUCCUGAAGGCACGCAGGUGCUGUUCCCUAUGCUUACAUUGAAUCACGAUACAUCUCUGUGGGGAGAGGAUGCAAAUGAAUUUAAGCCUGAGCGGUUUAGUGAGGGAAUAACUAAGGCUGCUAAGGAUGGCUCUACUGCAUUUGUCCCUUUUGGAUAUGGAUUGAGGUCGUGUGUGGGCCAAAAUUUUGCUAUGCUCCAAAGUAAGGUUGUCCUUGUCAUGAUUCUGCAACGCUUCUCGUUUGUUCUUUCUCCUGGUUAUGCCCAUGCACCGACAGCACCUAUUACGAUUAAUCCUCAACAUGGAGCUCCAAUCAUUAUCCAUAAACUGCAUUCGGAUGACAACACGGUUUGA
Molecule: messenger RNA, 1584 nt
Organism: Cryptomeria japonica (Japanese cedar)
Lineage: Eukaryota; Viridiplantae; Streptophyta; Pinopsida; Cupressales; Cupressaceae
Product: cytochrome P450 734A1-like
Exons: 5
Coding region: 1-1584 (527 amino acids)
Molecular function (GO): oxidoreductase activity, acting on paired donors, with incorporation or reduction of molecular oxygen; heme binding; monooxygenase activity
Source: RefSeq, a predicted model, not a curated record